Messenger RNA from Lytechinus pictus (painted urchin), 4494 nucleotides. RefSeq names its product proton-coupled folate transporter-like. Gene Ontology annotation, molecular function: transmembrane transporter activity. Lineage: Eukaryota; Metazoa; Echinodermata; Echinoidea; Temnopleuroida; Toxopneustidae. The coding region runs from base 132 to 1622 and encodes 496 amino acids. The record is from RefSeq and is a predicted model, not a curated record. Gene Ontology annotation, cellular component: membrane. The transcript has 8 exons. Gene Ontology annotation, biological process: transmembrane transport.
CAACGAAUGAGACAGAACUUUUCCUUUUUUGGAGGGUCCAGUUUGUGCCUCGAUGUCAGGAUUCUGUGUCUCACGAUAGACCUUCACCUCAUAUAAUCAAGAUCCAGUCUGGUGGGUAUAAAGAUAGCAACAUGAAUUGGCUACGGAGGAACCUGACUGUUGAGCCAGUCUUAUUUUUCUAUAUGCUUGGAUCCUUCCUGCAGUACCUUGCCUUGCAACAGCUCCUCCUGGAGAAGGUGUGCUUUCAAGAAGUCAAUGACACUGUCAUUUGUGCCAAUUUAUCUGCAUACAAAGAUGAAGAGGAGACUGUUCAAAAAAGGACUUCAUACUGGCUGAUAGUGCUGAACUUGGCUCUGACUGUGCCAUCAGUGAUAUCUACUCUAGUACUUGGGGCCUGGACAGACAGAGUUGGAAGAAGAGUAGCCAUGGUGUUGCCUUCUUUAGGAGCAGUUAUAAAUGGUGUAUGCUUGAUUUUCAGUGCCAUCUAUCUGGAGCUUUCAGUAGGAAUCAUGAUCUUAGGGUCAGUGAUAAUGGGUGUACUUGGAGCAUAUGGAACAAUACUAGCAGCAGUGUUUAGUUACCUGGGCGAUAUCACCAAAGAAAGGACACGCACAAGAAGGUUUGGAUUCCUUGAGGCGAUGACAUUUACAGGAAGCUUUGUGGGGUUGCUGACAUGUGGUAUAGUCAUUGACAACCUUGGCUAUGUUGCAGCGUUCAUCUACUACAUCUGCUGUAAUACUGUUGUUGUCCUCUAUACCUUGUUAUGGUUAAGAGAAUCUAGCAGUUAUGCUGUAAGUCAAGGUUUAUAUACCUCCAAACCAACCAACGAUGCACUCCAGUCAGGGGAAACAGACCCUGGUGGAACUAAUGAAGUUUUUCCCAAGCUCGAUGAGGAAAGGGGAUGGUCCUGCAAAAUAUCAUGUCUACAAUUAUGUCAGUUACAAAGUUUAGGGAAAUCAUUUAUAACUGUGGGUAGAGAGAGACCCAAUAAACAAAGAGUACAACUCAUUCUACUGCUGAUCUGCCUCUUUACUUUCCAGCUUGUUGGUACUGGUGAAAAUGAUACUACAGUCCUGUACCUUAAGAAAGCUCCGCUAUCAUUUACAUCUUCCCAAAUCUCGUACUACUCUGGUUCUAAGAGUGGUCUUCAGAGCUUGAUGCUGUUUACAUUGAUGCCUCUUCUUCAUCUAUGUGGUGUCCAUGAUUGCUUUAUAGCAUUAGGUGGUCUAUGCUUCAGAAUGAGUGGUUAUGUAGUCUUUGGUUUAGCAAGGACACUAUGGCAAGUAUUCACAGUUCCAUUUUUGUUAUCCCCAGCUGGUUUGCCUGCUGCUACUACUCGUGCUAUGAUGUCAAAGAUAGUAGUCUCAUCUGAACAAGGAAGCUUGUUUGCCCUGACUGCAUCCCUUGAAAUGAUCACUGGUCUGCUAGCAUCACUUAUAUUUAAUGCUCUAUACCCAGCUACUAUAGACAUUAUUGGAGGUGGAUUAGUCUUUAUUCUCAUGGCAGCUAUUCUUAUACUUCCAGCUUUGCUGCUUAUAGUGAUAUGGCGCAUUCAAAAGCUGACUAUAGCGUAUGUUGAAUACAAUGAAGGUAACGCUACCAACAUCUAUGGAGAUACAUAAUGCAACCCUUAUUAUCAAACCCAUAAUACAUGAUAAUUUCUUGUGGACGACCCAGUAGACAUCCAACCAGGACAGCUUAGACUCAGUGAAACAGACUGUUGACAGUCAGAGAGAAGUGCUUGUUGAUAUCACCAAAGACCUCUGACAGGAGGGUCUACCCAGUACUGGUAGCCAUUGGAUGAAAAUUCUCUGAAUGAUUGACAUGAAUUACAUGAAAUAUGAACCUUCUGAAGUUUGGACCGGCAGGGUAGUAGAUUGAAAAUCACCAGGGUGUUUGCUUAUAAUCUCCAUUUUAAUUUUUUGUUUGAGGAAGGGAUGUGGGCAGUAGAUUCUAUCCCUCCAUUUGACAUAGGAAUAACAGUGCCAUGGAAUACAUGUAUGUUGUAUUCACAUUUCUUGUUCUCUUUAUUUCAAAGAUGAAUACCAAAGAAUAAUGAAAUUUUACUGAUUUACAACUUUUAGAAAGGGUUUCUUUCCCUUGUGUUUUCUAUCAUAAAUGUUUUAAACUACAGUAGUAUACAUUGUUUGUCAUAUUAUGAAGGAGAAAGGAAGAGUUGGCUAUGUCGGUUUUGUCUUCUUUUUUUUUAGAUAAAGAGAGAGUGCUAUCACAGUAUCCUGACAUCUUCAUAUCCCUGAAAGUGUCUUUAAAAGGUAACACUAAUGAAUGACAUACUGCUCUCAUCUUUCAUUUAUUUAAUUCACUCAUAUGGUAAUACUUUAUAAUGAUUGAGUAAAAAAACAGCAUACAAAACAUUCAUUUGGCAGACCCAGACAGUAACUGAAUUUUAAAAAAUGGGAGAGAUUUUCUAAACAAUUCUGAAUCAAUUUUGACUAUAAAUAUUCAAGAUUGAAUAAUUUGUUCCAUGUCCCAUUCAUUUUAAAACUUCAUCUUCUCAUUUUGAACAAAUUUAGUUCAACAAAACAAAUUGAUUUGGUUUAUUUCCAAUUGGGCUAAUGCCAAUUCGUCCAAUUGCCAACUCGUCACGUUCAUUUGGUCUACCAUCAGCUCGUCCACUAUCCACAUGGUCUUAUUGCCAAUUCGCCCAUUCACCAUUUCGUCUAAUAACCAGUUGGUCCAAUCCAUUCAGUCCAUAUACCAUUUGGUCUAAUUGGACUAAGUGUUAAUUGUGCAAAAUGAAUAAAAAUGAAAUAGAUAUUAGACCAACUGGUUAUGAGACGAAAAUAGUCAUAGAUGAAAUGGUGAUUAGACGAAGUGAUGAUUGGACCAAAUGGCUAUUGGACCUAAUGGUUUUGAGAAGAAAUGUUGAUGGACAGAAUGGCAUAAGACAUGAAAGUAGACCAUGUGGUCAGUGGACGAGUUGGCAGUAGACGAAUAGGCAUUUUACCAUUGACUACACCUUGUAUUCUUGUGGAUUCAUAACCUUUGAACUAAUGAUAUUCUGCUUUUGUGUAGCAUUUAAUAACAUCAGAACAAUAAGCAUAUUUACAGGUUAUGAGAGUAAUAUUUGAUUGGUACAUUAUGCAGGGGUGUGAGAGUUCAGAUUUUUAUCCAAUUUCAGAUUUUUUGGGUUUUUAUUUUCAGCUUAAUUUCAGCUUAUUUUGGCUUUCCUCUGUACAUAAUGUAUGGGAGCUCUUUCUAUUUCAGACUUAUUCAGCACUCUUCAGCUUUUUCCAGAUCUUUUUAUUUGUGACUACUCACACCCCUGAUUAUGUUCAUCAAACACUCAAAUGUUUGUUCAAGGAGGGAGACCUUUCUUUAACAUCAUCAAGAACGCAUUUCUUUUUGUCAUUCUGGUUUUCAUUGAAUUUUAGAGUUGGUACAGGAUUUCUCUGUUACAGACUAAUUAGUGAAAAAUCCAUACACAUUGCAUUGUAAUUGUAUAUUUACAUAGACUGUAGGUAAUUCUGAAAUAUUUUAUGUGCAUGUUGGUCUUUUGAAGUGUAUCAGGAGUUUGUUUUCACACUGCCCACAAUUUCUUGUAAUUUGAAGUAGCAUGCAAGUGGAGUGGAAUUCACUAUCUUGACCUGUAUAUCUUGAAAAAAAAAGCUAUUUUGAUGAGUUUUAUAUCAAAUGUCACAGCUUUGUUGACAGUCAUUUUAUUUCAACGAUAAUAAUAAAUAAAAGUUGCAUUAUAUUAACAUUUCAAUGCGCUUUCAAUGAUUCAUUCUGAAGUAUAUAGAGUUUAACCUGAAUGUGCCCAAGCAGUAGCGAGUCCUGCAAAUCUUCUGAAACUUUCCGACGUGAUCUUGGAAAUAUUGUUAAAAAACUACUGUAGAUUGUUCAGAAAAAGCAGCCACAAUGUGACAAGCAUGGGACUGUACUAAGUUUGCAAAGUACUUUAUAAAAAUAACAAAAACAUCAUUAUCAUAAAUGGGUUGAAAUGAUGAUAAUGUUACCAUUUUCAUUUUCAUAUCUAGUCAUUCUAUACAGGUGCAUGAUCAUGUACUCACUAACCACUCAUAUGAGCCUAUUAAAAGGUAUGAAUUAAACAUGUGUAAACAGAACUAUUUUUUCAUGAAAAGAUAAUAUAUCUUUCUCAAUUAGGGGAAAGCACAAAAAGUAGCGUAAUAACAUGUAUAUGCAUGGAUACUUAUUCACACAAAUUUUAUCUAAUAAAGUAUAUAUUUCAUUCUCUUUCAAAAGAGAAAGAAGACAUCUUAAAGAAGUUGUUUCAGAGUUUGGGAAAUUUGGUAAAAUCAGAGUUUUGAUUGAUAGAUAUGAUUUACUGGCGAUUUGAAAUGUACUCUUGUUUACUCAUGAAACUGAAUUAUGAUUAGUGAUACGAAAGCGAGCUUGAAUGUUGUAUACAAUAUAAAAUUCUAUGAAAUGUUAAAAUGUGAAAACUAAUAUAAUUAUUUUGAUUACUGCCUUUUUGCAUUGAAAAUAAAAUUGAAAUAUAUUCACUUUAAA